AUGAGCUGCGACUUCGACAAGAACAAGCAGCCACGACCACGAGACCUCGCCUUAUCGGUCAACUCUAUCUGUCCGGUAAUGACAGACGGUGACGAGGGAAGCGGUGACAAUCCUCUCUUUGUGCGUGAACGACGUUCUGGACGUUCUGGCUCGGGACUUAAGGAGCCGCCCGAUGAAUCAACAGCUUUCAGAGGUUCCUCUAGUUUCAGCAACACAGCAGAACGAACCGCUCGAGAAUUCGACUUCGAGGAAGAGGCGACAAAGCCAAAGCUUGGACAAAAGCUCGCCCAGGCACAAAAGGUAGACCCAUUGAUUUGGAUCGUUACCCUGCAUCCUUGCAAUCGAAAUGGCAAGCUCCAGAUAGCUCUUCCAGCAUCCGUCGUAACGGCAAAUCAUCAUCGAAGUCCUCGAGUCUGCUUCAGCGACUCUUUCGACGCAGCAAUCGCCCGCCAGAUUCAGGAAAAGGAACAAGAACAAGAAGCGAGACUGCGCCAGGCAGCGUCACGUACCCGCAACUGCGCAGUCUGCGGCGACGCAACGCUUGUCAUUGAACUUCCUUCAUUAUCUUCCUGUACUCACGAUGCUGACGCAUACGCCAGCAAGGACAUCUUCGAGAGGUAUGACGCCAUCCAGGUUCGCAAUUUGUUCAGUGCGGAUCCGGACUUCCGCUGGUGCACGACUCAGGAUUGUGGCUCGGGGCAGAUCUAUGAUGUUGAAGAGUUCGGCAACGAGUUCGAAUGCGUAGAGUGUCAUGCGCGGUUCUGUGUUCGGCACGAAGGGCCUUACCAUGAUAACGAGACGUGUGAGGAGUACGAGUACUGCACCAGUGGCCAGAAAGACCGCGACGAACGCAAGAAGGAGAAUGAGGCUAGCGAGCAAGCGGUGGGAAGGCUAACAAAUGGAAUGAAGAUGGACGCAAUUGAUGCAAGCCAGUACGACGCAAACGAGUACUUUGGGAUCCGCCACAAAUCAAGAGCAAUUGCCGCCUCUGCUCAGUAUAAAAGUCAGGAUGGGCGAAGGAGUUCAGAACGUCAGGAUGAUCUUCGACACCAAAGAAUAGAGGAAUCAACAUUGGAACAGCAUGGAAUUACACCUUCUUGUGAAAAUGAUAACAUCCUGUUCCAAGCAUCCUCUAGUGGCUUUCUUCGUAGUACUCCACAGAGUACAGCGCGAAGUAGAGCAUCUUCACGAUCAAGAUCGAGAAACUCAUACUCAUCUACUCCUAGGCCAAAACGUCCCCGGGUUGAUACUGUUGAAUCAGAGCUUACUAUAGAAGAGCGACGUAUUGCAAAUAAGCUUGCUGAGGCUGAAGCUAGCCGUGCAGCAGCAGAGGCUAGUCGUAUAGCAGCAGAAGCACGUCGCGCAGAGCUAGAGAAUCAGAUGUUUGAGAUUCAGGUUGCAAAAGCAAGGAGAGAAUUCGAGCAAAGUUCACAACGUCUUUAG
Molecule: messenger RNA, 1443 nt
Organism: Didymella exigua CBS 183.55
Lineage: Eukaryota; Fungi; Ascomycota; Dothideomycetes; Pleosporales; Didymellaceae
Exons: 7
Coding region: 1-1443 (480 amino acids)
Molecular function (GO): zinc ion binding
Source: RefSeq, a predicted model, not a curated record